Molecule: messenger RNA, 2669 nt
Organism: Cololabis saira (Pacific saury)
Lineage: Eukaryota; Metazoa; Chordata; Actinopteri; Beloniformes; Belonidae
Gene: serbp1a
Product: SERPINE1 mRNA binding protein 1a
Exons: 9
Coding region: 110-1333 (407 amino acids)
Cellular component (GO): nucleus; cytoplasm
Molecular function (GO): mRNA 3'-UTR binding
Source: RefSeq, a predicted model, not a curated record
GCCGGAAGAGAAGAGGGUCCUUUCCCAGCCAUCUUGUGGCUUCAUCUAGCGAAGUGUUCGCACCAAGCCUCGUAGAAUCGGAGGAAAAUCCUGCUGAAGGGGCGCCAUCAUGCCCGGACAAAUGCAAGAAGGGUUUGGCUGUGCCAUAACCAAUCGGUUCGACCAGUUAUUUGACGACGAGUCGGACCCGUUCGAGCUGCUGAAGCAGGCCGAGGUGAAGAAGAAGAAGGAGGCUGCCGCCGCUGCUGGCGCCGCCAAGACCGCCGCGCAGGCGGCCAAGCACGUCCGCAAAGAGUCCCAGAAGGACAGAAAGACCCCGCUGGCCGACAAGAAGGAGGAGACCCAGGCGCCAGUCCCGCUCAAAAAAGAUGGUCCCGGCAUGAGGAGAAUGGGCCGGAAGCCAGAGGGUGAAGGCUUCAGAGCUCCAGGCAGCCAGGGGGAGGGGCGUCCCCCAGCAGACAGACGACCUGUGGACAGGCGGCCACCUCGUCGUUUCGAGAGACCCGUCGGUGAGGGUGGCGAGAAGCCCGAGGGCGGAGAAUUCUCAGUGGAGAAGCCCAUCGGUGAUAGGCCAAUGAGGGGCCGUGGUGGUAGCAGGGGGGCCCGCGGAGGCAGAGGGCGUGGCAUGGGACGCAGCGAUGGCUUUGAUUCUCGAGGAAAACGUGAAUUUGACCGGCACAGUGGCAGCGACAGAUCUAGUCUGAAAGGUGAAGAAAAGCGAGGUGGAAGUGGAUCUCACAACUGGGGCACUGUCAAGGAUGAUAUAAAUGAGCUCGACCAAUCUAACGCCACUGAGGAGAACCCUGAAGGAGAGGAGCAUCCGCCUGCUGAUUCUGAGAACAAAAGGGAGAAUGAAGUUGAGGAAGUGAAGGAAGAAGGCCCCAAGGAGAUGACUCUGGAUGAAUGGAAAGCCGUGCAGGACAAGGAACGGGCCAAGGUGGAGUUCAACAUCCGUAAGGCCAACGAAGGAGCUGAUUGGAACAAAGGAUUCGUGCUUCACAAGUCCAAGACGACUCCUGUUAAGAGUCAAGAUCUGAUUGAGCCGGAGAUUGAGGAACCCAAGCAACUAGAUGAUGAACACCACUUCCGGAAACCAGCAAAUGAUAUCACAUCCCAGCUGGAGAUAAACUUCGGAGAUUUGGGCCGUCCAGGGCGUGGACGCGGUGGUCCGCGUGGCGGCCGGGGAGGCCGUGGCGGCCGAGGUGGAGCUGGAGCUGGUGGAGGUGGAGGUGGAGGUGAAACCACUAGGCCUGUCCGUGCUCCAAGGAGCGACAAGCCACCUGGAUCCGUGCCCAACGUGGACGACCCGGAGGCCUUCCCAGCCCUGGCCUAAGCCCCGGCUGCUAACCCUCAGGUCUACAGGAGCCUCCUGAGCACCUCCACUACGAGGCUUGCAUGUUCCUGGAUCCUUCAGCAAAGAGAAAUGAUGGAGAAGACUGUCAUAAAUAUGACACUCUGUGAGGACUGAGUUUUAACCAACAAAAACAAAACAAAGAUGGUAAAAAAACAACAAAAUUAAAAAAAAAAAACAACAAAAAAACAAACAAAAAGGACUUCUUGCUACUCUGGAGCGACUUAUUGGUAGAGGUUUUGUACUCGGAAACUAAGUAGCAGGGAUGUUUUCAUACAGUAUUUUUUUCAGAGUUUAUGCAUUGUCCAUUGAUAAAGUUUUGUAAUUGCUGCUUGAAAAUACGCAUUUUGAAAUGUAAGCAUAACAGUAUCUUUUUAGCAUGGUGUGUGCCAAUGCUUGCUCGUUUUAAAAUAGGCACUGAGGAGCUCCCACCCGAGCCAGUACGGUCUGCCACACCAGGUAUUUCUGAAGUUGCAGCUUCACUCAUUGAGCUUUGGUUUUUUUUUGUUUAGUUUUUCCCUCCUCCUUCAGCACUGGGUUAUUGUUUUAUAUUUUAUACAGAAGGUCUAUUCUUGUAUGAUCUUCCGCCUGUAGAUCUUAACUAUUUUCAUAAAUUCUUUCAGAGACUGUAUUUCACAUGGUGCAAAUGGGACACGCUUUGAUCAGGAGAUGCCGCCUACAUUUCAAUGUUUAGAGGAAACGGCACCCAAAUCCCAACCUAGGGUUCUUUUCUAUAGAAAUGUUCUAAAGGGGCACCAUUUAGUUGUUUUGGAGGAAAACAUACGUGCUCCUUUUGAAAUUUCAUCCCAAGACUUGUCAAAUGGACUGAUUUGACGUGGAAAGCUAGUGUCCAUAUUUUCUGAUUCUUAUUAGAGGUGAAUUUUGCAAUUGUUUCUUCCUCCUUCCCAAUUUCAUCUGACAGUUAUCCAUGUGCAGGUCAAUAAAUGCCAUUUCCUUUUUUUUUUAUUAUUAUUUUUUUACUUUGGCGAUGAGGAGAGGAAGUGUUCUUACACAGCUGAGAUGUGGCUGAAGACUUCUGGAAGCCCUCAGACCCUCUUCGAUUGUUUACACACUCCACUCAAGCAUCCUCCCACAGGUAUAGACUCAGCCCAGCUUCAGUUUGUUUCAGCAGUCUGUUCUUCGCUGGUAUUUUCCUUCACUGUUGGCUUGCUCCGUAGCUUCCACAGUGGUAUCACUGCAUAAUCGCUCUGAAAGAAAUACAGUUGUCCAUUGUAUGGAACAGCUGAAGUGCUUUACAAAUGUGUGAAAUCUAGCCCUGCUAUUAGACCUCUGUCGGUAAAUAAAGGUGGUCGACAAA